UUUCCUUUCGCGCAAAACUGAAACUAGACGAUUUUGACUUUUGACUAUGAUCAUCAAACUGUGUAAAACAUCGAAUGCAUGAUUGAUUUGUGUCAAAUUUGCACGUCAAAGGAUGGAGAAAGAGAUGACCAAGCUGACAGAAAAUCUAGCUUUUCCAGAAACCGACCUUACUCUGGUGGUAGAGGGUCAGAAGAUCCAUGUCAACAAAUCAGUCCUUUCUGAGCAUUCACCUGUAUUUGAUACCAUGUUUAAAAGUCAGUUCAAGGAAAGUACUGCAAAAGAGAUUCCAUUGGAGGACAAGAAGGCAGAUGAUGUUGUUGAAUUUUUAAGUUGUUUCUAUCCUAAAAUGAAGCAUCCUGUAAAAGCGGAAAAUGUACUGCAGGUACUACCUAUAGCACACGAGUACCAGUCUUCUCUGGUGACAGACUGUGAAGACUUCAUGAUAGCAAUGUGUAAACCAGACAAAAGGCUGACCGUCAAUACACUGCUUGACUACAUAUUGGCAGGGGAAAAGUACGGCUUUACCAGAUUCAUAGAGGCUGCUGUGGAAUUAUGUGCACGCAUUGAUUUUGACGUUCUUAACGGAAAAAAGUUUAAUUGUUACUUAGAAACUCAGGAUAAAAAUAUAUCUUUGAAAUUUUCAAAAAUAGGUAUAAAAACUCAAUAUGCUAUAUCAAAGAAAAGAUUACAACGUUUGGAAAAGUAUUAUAGAAGCAAUCCACGUACAUCUGGGGACGAUGUUACCAUCCCACUGUCAUGCCAUUUGGUGACAAGAAAAGGAUUUUAUUACUGAAAUUAUGAAAGAAGGUGUUGCAAUCCCUAUGCUAAUUUUCCCUAAAGGAGUUGCAGAUAAAAUAGAGAAAUCAAAGUUACAGAAUUCGAUGUAAAUCUUUUUUUCAUGCAACGGUGUACAUAAAGCAGUGUAGAAUUUUAUUUGGAAAGUUUGUACCAACUUAUUUUAAGACCAUGAAAUAAAUUUGAAAAUGGUUACACAGACAAAUGUGGCAGAAUUCACGCUAUAUAAAAGGGGAAUCCUCAUUAUUGUGAAAAAAUGCCUCCUUGAAACAAAAUUAAUUUAAUCUUAACGUUUGGAGUAAGACAUUUUCUUGAAAACUGCCAUUUCCGAUUUUUGUUUCAAAGAGGCAUAUCUUUAAUAAAUCUGACUUUUGGAAGAAAAAAAAUCAUUAAUAUCUUUGAAAUCUAAAAACGAUUAUUAAAUUUUCCCUUCUUAAUUCAUGUCUAGGAUAGUCGAGUUGUAACGCAGUUAGAAUAGACUUUAACCGUGUCUUAUAUUUUUGACUGGGUUCGAAUCCCGAAAAAGUUGGAAUUUUUUAAAGAUUUUAUUUCUCUUAAUCGCAUGGAAAGGCAAUGUGUAGAGAUAAUUUAAGAAUGUCAGAAUAAAGUUAUUUAAACGCGUGUCAAUGUAAUAAUGUGCAUGUCAGCUUAUUUUCAACAUUACUGUGUGAAGUCCCCGUCAUAAACUUGAAAAUCAUUUUCUUCUGAACAAAAGAUUUUAAAACAAUGUACUUAGUAUGCAUCAAUGUAGAAAGUUGAUUUUUCACCCUUUUUAUGAAAUAAACGGAUAUGCUGAUUUCAAAGUUAUACAUGCACAGGUUGUUAAAAGCAAACAAAAUCAUUUUAGAAAGUUUGAAUCGGUGAUGAAGCAAUAGGUUACUGAAAAUAUGGACGGAAAAUUGUACUUUUUUACUAGACUUAGCAUUUAUUUAGAUACUAUAGAAACAUAGGAUGAUUAUAAUUACAACUCUGACGGUUUUGAAGAGCCAGAAUAAGAUUUAUUUAUGUAUCUCAAGAAUGAUAUUUUAAACACGCUGGACAGUAGAUAUCAAAUUGAGAUAUGUUAACAUUCGAAUACAGAAAACAUGUAUAUGGUUAUCUUUCUAACUGUAUUUGUUGGCUGCCGUGUUCGAUAGAAAUGCGCGUAAAAUGUUUGUUUAUUUUGCCUCCGUAGGGAACAUACCCGCUAUGCAAAUAUAGUCGUCUACGUAAUGUGUCUAUAUUUAGAUGUGGCUCUCAAGCGAUACGGAUAGUUAAAGGCCCUUACCACGUUAGGGAAUAGUCCCACUGUUUUGCAACACCUUUUUAAUCAAAUCAAAAAAACUUCAGUGUAUAUGUUACAUUAAAAGUUUAAAAUUUAUCAAUUACAUGAAUCAGCAAUUCAUGAUAUUUAACUGUUCAAUUAAUUGAAAAAUGUUGUUAUUUGAAAUAGAAAUUCGUGUAUUUAUGACCUUUAAUUACGUAUCAAAAUUUGAUAA
Messenger RNA from Magallana angulata, 2273 nucleotides. RefSeq lists its product as uncharacterized. Lineage: Eukaryota; Metazoa; Mollusca; Bivalvia; Ostreida; Ostreidae. The coding region runs from base 113 to 793 and encodes 226 amino acids. The transcript is spliced from 3 exons. Gene Ontology annotation, molecular function: protein binding. The record is from RefSeq and is a predicted model, not a curated record.